Molecule: messenger RNA, 937 nt
Organism: Cornus florida
Lineage: Eukaryota; Viridiplantae; Streptophyta; Magnoliopsida; Cornales; Cornaceae
Product: DNA mismatch repair protein MLH1-like
Exons: 2
Coding region: 350-637 (95 amino acids)
Source: RefSeq, a predicted model, not a curated record
UUGACGUUUAUAUAUCUAAAUAGUAGCAAUGUAAUUGCAAACGUGGGACACAUAUAACGUAGCUAAGGUGUGGAAACAGUAGUUUUUGUUUUUGUUGUUGUUGUUGUUUUUUUUUUUUUUUCUUUUUUUUCUUUUCUUUAAAAUAGAAAAUAGUUGCAAGUUCUUCUGACCUGCAUUAUCUGUUGAGUUCCUUUCUCUCUUUCUCUACUUCUGUCUAUCUAUCUUUAUCAUUCUCUAAAUUAAGAAUUCGUACUUCCUGUGCUGGUGCUGUUUCUGCUUUGCUCUGCAUUUUGGGGAAAUACGUACUUCCAAAACGUUUCCCUUAUUUUGGACAUCUUUGGUUUCAUGUAUGAGGCAGAGCCUUGAUCCCUCUCCAUCCAGUCUUGUGCCUACAACUAUUAGUCCACCUUCUGGUUCAAAAUUGCAAAAGGUUCCAGUGAAUAAGAUGGUACGGACUGAUUCACUGGAUCCUGCUGGAAGGUUACAUGCCUACUUGCAAGCUAAGGCUCCUGGUCAACUUGAAAGAAACUGUAGCUUGACCUCUGUGAGAUACGUUCUAUAUGUUCAUCCAUAUAACUUCAAUUACUCAGACAGACACUUCUAUACGCUGUUACAGAUGGGUGUGAAAAUUGCAUAAGCAUUGAAAGUUAGCAAACCAUGUGGAGCAAAAUGAGUCACUGUUUAGUCAGUAUUUCUCUAUGUGGAGUAUAAAUAAGGAUCGUUAUUAUAUUUACUCGUUAUUAUGUUUAUUUCGGGAUUAGACCUACUAAAAUCAAGGUAUCAACAAUGGAAUGCACAAAUCCAGUUUAACACAGAUGAGAGCCGUGACACCCAAGGUCCACUAGCUUCAUGAUCCUCCGCAACUCCUUGAUCCAUGAUCAUUAUGGUUCUGUGACCCUUAAUUGUUUGACUUCUGACAUUAUGAUUUCAUAAUUGA